GGACAGAGUCUGCGGCGUGUAGGAUAUUUUGGCACAGACGGAGUAGAGGGAGAGGGCAGGAAAAAAAAGCGAGGAGGGUGUGGGUGUAGGGGGACGGAGGAGGGUGUGUGGGGAUGGGGAAAGGUGUGCUGAAAAAAGCGAAGGCAGGACAGGAGGACGGCGCCUGGCGUAGAGAGGGAGGCGACCAAGGAAGGAAGAUGGUGUUACUGGUGAAGAACGGGCAAGCAAGGGCAGGCCAGGGCCAGGAUCGAGGGGUAGGGGCGAUUUGGCGCAGACGGGCCCAGGGCUGCAACUGCCUAUGCCCCUGCAACGGCAACGGCAAUAACGAGCCAGCCGGCGUCCAGGAGUUAUUUCCUCCUCUGGGCCUUCCGCUCGUGUGUUUCUGCUCUCUGUCUGUCCGGCUGGCCUUUCGGCACGCCCUCCGGCGGGCGUUCCGGCGGGCGGACGAACUCCAGCUCGGGAUCCCCUGGGUGCCCCCCUCCGGCGCAUGGCCCGUUGCUCUUGCCCUGUCUCGCUGCCCCGGUUUGCUGGAGCAGUUGAAAGAUGAGGGAAAAAGGAAAAAAAAAAAAGAGCAGCAAGCGGGCGGCCGCACGCACGCACGCUGGCCAAAGCGGGCACUAUAAGCCGCCGCGCAGCGGUCUAGUCGCCCGUCUGUGGCAGCGGCUCGCCAAUCGCGCGCCAAUCGUUCGCCCGAUGCGGAAAUAUGCCCCUUCGGGAUAGUGCACACACAGGCGCAACGGUUCUGGUGCAGACAGCCGCGCGCGCUCACGCCGCGGGAAUCUAGACCGCCUGACGGCCGCCCCGCCUGGGAUCCCGGCCGGCCUUUGCGGCUGCAGCAGUGCUUACCGCAUUAGUGGAGUAUAGUCUAGCGCAGUGUUGUAUGCGGGGUGUGCGGGUGUGCGGGUGCACGGGUGUGCGGGUGCACGGGUGGACUGCUCCCUUUUGUCCCCCUGCAGGAGGC
This is a messenger RNA of Pichia membranifaciens NRRL Y-2026, 961 nucleotides long. RefSeq lists its product as hypothetical. The record is from RefSeq and is a predicted model, not a curated record. Lineage: Eukaryota; Fungi; Ascomycota; Pichiomycetes; Pichiales; Pichiaceae. The transcript has a single exon. Bases 114 to 623 code for a protein of 169 amino acids.